Trypanosoma theileri is the source of this 705-nucleotide messenger RNA. RefSeq lists its product as uncharacterized. The record is from RefSeq and is a predicted model, not a curated record. NCBI's taxonomy places the organism in Eukaryota, Euglenozoa, Kinetoplastea, Trypanosomatida, Trypanosomatidae. The transcript has a single exon. Bases 1 to 705 code for a protein of 234 amino acids.
AUGAAGAAGUUUUUCCUGGAUACUAAGGCUACCUUGGGACUGGUCUCUGAUAAAACCGUGGAUGAAGACUACGAAAAGAGAUCUGCUGGACUGAAGACACUACAUGAUGCAACCAGUUCCUACCAAAGUUCUAUGGAAAAGGUGAAACAUGCUGGAAAGGAGUUCGUAAAGGCUCUCGAAGAAGCGUCAAAGGCAUUUGAGAAACUUAAUGCUGAUGAUCAUAUUCCAUCAGAGCUGAAGCAAUACUCAAAAGAAUUCAAGGAAAUGGUUGAAAAGAUUCAAAAAGGUGCCCUUCUCCAGUUUACAAAAGAAAUGGAUGCGAAAGUCAUUACUUCUGGCAGUUCUCUCAAGGGGGAUUGUGAAGCAUGCAGUCAUCUUGAGCAAGAAAGAUCAAAGGCUGUAAAUGAGUACGAUGUCUACCGAGAUACUGUGAGUAAAAAAGAGGCAGAAUAUGCGAAAAAAGGUAAAAAUUUGAAAGAUUCUAAAGGCUAUGAAGAAGAAGUCAAACAACGCGACCAUUUUAAAUCAGUGUAUGAAACUGCCAAUAAGUCAUUUAAGGAGAAGCAUGAUGAACUAUUGAAAAAGCUUGUGGAAAACAACAAAGCCUGUGCAAAGGAAUUUGCAGAUUGUACAACUACAUUUUUGAAGGACUUAUCAAAGGAAAUGGAGCGAUUGGAGAAAGCGUCAUCAGGGUUUGCCAAAUAA